UUUUAUAUGAAUUUUUAUUGAGCUUUCUGAAAUUUUCAAUUUUUAUAUGAAUCUUGGUUGUGGGCUAGAAUAUUUGCCCAAUGAGCAUAAAAAUUGGAGGAUAGAGAACAAAUCAACUUAGGUGUUCAAUUCCUUUAGAAAUUUAACUUAAUGUGGACAAUGUUAGAAUUAGCGACCACUACGUCUUUUAGUGCUACGUUGGCCAGUAAUCUGAAGCCCGUAAGGGUUGUUUAACUACCCUCUACCCACUACUUAUCAUUUAGCGGAUGGUAUGUUACUCUUGGUUUUGAGUUUAUCUCUUGAAGAGUGUUUUAGGAUUUCUCUGAGAAUAAGAAUUAUAAUGGGGUUUGGUUUUGUGAUAAGAAUCUUAAUAAAGUUUGGCUUAGUGAUGAUAAAUAUAAAAUAAUGUUAUGUGCACAUACUAAUUUUGGUACCAAUGAUAUGUGUCAUCAUAUAAUUGUUGAUUUUGAAUUAAGAAAAAGUAAUACCUAAUCACAUGGUGAUAUAUUAUUUUCAAUAUUCUAUUUGGUACUCUAUAUAAGUGUGCAUAGCAUUACUCAUAAACGUAUUAUUCUAUAGCAAAUACGUUCAUUGUAGCGAGAGAGGAGAACUUGCAAAAACACACUUCAGUUGCUUCCCAAAAAUAGGGGAGAUCGAAGUUUAUGGAUUAAUGCAGGUGAAGCGGAGGUCAAGGUUUUACCAUCUGCCAGAUUCAGUGCCUGUAAAGUAUGCAUUCCAGGGUCUGAAAGGAACAUGGUUUCUUCAUAUGGAAGUGAGGCCUUUGGUUGCAAGUAUAUCCCAGUUUAUAGAUGCAAAAUGUGGAGAUACUCUUGAUGGAAGCAAUAUUUAUAGUUCCCUUAUUACAAGCACUAAAAAGAAAAGCAUUAUGAGCAAUGAUAAAAUGAAGAAGGUGAAGGAUUUAAAUGGCACUAUUCCUCUAGCAGAAGAGCUUUCAAGAACUAUACUUUCAUCCAAUGGAAGGAGGAAGAGAAGGAAGAGAUUAAAUAACUUCAUUGGGUGCAAAGAAGAUAAGAACGAUGAGGGAUGCACAAGUAGACAUAGUAGAUCCUCAGGUGGCAAUGUUGAUUCUAUAACCGUUUGUAAUCGCUCCCAAAAACGAAAGAUGGCAAGAACAGAUGAUAAAUCAUCAAGUUUACAAAUUGAUGCCUUGGCGAAGUAUUCAGUCAUAACACCCCUGAAGACGUUCUUGUUUCCAUCACCAACAAACUCCAAUUUUGGAAGUCCAAGAAGUAAGCCUUUGAAAACAGAAGUUGGUAAACGUCUCAUCAAAGCCUCAAAGAACCUCAGAAAGUCUGCGUGUAAGAAAAGGCUGUCAAUUUCGUGCUGCAAAAUCAGGAAAGGAAAAUUAUUAAGCCCCGCCGCUGCAUCUGUGGCUAAAUUCUUGGUCUUUGAGAUCAGUGACAGAGAUUACUGAAGAAAAGCAUGCUUCUAUUGAAAAUGAUAGUUAUGUAUUUCAAGUGUGAAAUUCAUUCAUACUAAGUGCUAUGUUGCAGCAACCAUUAGUUCACACAGAGAAAGGUUUUGCAGAUAUAUUCUUUAAGUGAUACUAUUAGAACUCAUGUACACCUCCUGGAAAAAGGAAAAAUUGUUGGCACAAGCACAAGGCAGAAAUUUGGAAAACAUUUGCACAAAAAGUAGGGCAUGACCACGGGGAGAUGAUGUGGAACGUGGCAUGAUUUUAGAGGGCUAGAAGUUAUGAAGAGAAAUAAAGGUUGGAGGGGAAAGAAAGGAGGCGAGGAGAAUUUUUGAAAAGACAUAGUGCAAGGAGAGUGUUGGCCUCUCAAAUGCCAAGUAAUAGACUGUUCUGAUUUCUUUCUUUGAUCACUGGUACAUUGUAAACAUUGCAUGAAUCAAUAAAAAUUGCAUUGUUUCACUAA
Messenger RNA from Mangifera indica (mango), 1898 nucleotides. RefSeq lists its product as uncharacterized. The record is from RefSeq and is a predicted model, not a curated record. The transcript is spliced from 3 exons. NCBI's taxonomy places the organism in Eukaryota, Viridiplantae, Streptophyta, Magnoliopsida, Sapindales, Anacardiaceae. Bases 671 to 1435 code for a protein of 254 amino acids.